AUGUUCCCGAGGGAGCCUGUGCUGCUGGGGCUCCUGGUGCUGGGGCUGCACGUCAGCAGCUGGGACUUCGAGGAUGUUAGUAAGAGCACAAAUUUCUUCGGCAUGUGUGUGGAAUUCGCUGUUUUUCACUUCAACGAGCACCAUCCCGAUGAGUACGCUUACAAGCUGAUGUGGGUGGGGAGGAGCCAGCGCAAGAAGCUUAGCUGGACGUAUUUAAUGGACCUGAAGCUGGGCCGCACGAUUUGUAGGAAGCAUGACGAAGACAUUGACAACUGUCCCCUGCAGGAAGGCCCAGGAGAGAAGACGGUGAGCUGCACUUUCGUGGUGGACUCGCAACCCUGGAUCACCCAGUUCACCCUCGUGAACAGCACCUGCCAGCAGAACCAGGGGGAAGGGCCCCCGGCUCCCGCAGCAGACCCUCUUCCUCUGGAUGACGUUCCGGGGUCCUAGGUCUGUGUGGCACCAAGGGAAGUAAAGGCACCUCAGAGCUCUCUGGCCCCUGUCAGUUCUGUGUGCUCCCCAAUGGUCCGUUUCCAUGGAUGUCACUGCUGGUGACGAGUGAUGGAGAAGUUGUCACUGUUGUUCCCACCUGGGCUGC
Messenger RNA from Vicugna pacos (alpaca), 598 nucleotides. RefSeq names its product probable cystatin-15. Gene Ontology annotation, molecular function: cysteine-type endopeptidase inhibitor activity. NCBI's taxonomy places the organism in Eukaryota, Metazoa, Chordata, Mammalia, Artiodactyla, Camelidae. The record is from RefSeq and is a predicted model, not a curated record.